CCGGUUACCCCAUGGAUAGGCUGGAAUGGGACGCGAGAAGUGAUCUUCAUUUCCCCUCAUCCCGUCUCGUUGAGCAUGAUAGGAUUUGGAGCUGAGAAUUCUAUCUUUUCAUCUGAUUUUGGGGAAUCAUGCUCCACUGAGUGAGAUGCGAUGAGAAAGAACGAGGUGCCGAAUCGCAACUGGACUACCCGCUUCACUAAGCUAAGCUGCCGCAACGCCGUUCCGCAAUCUUGGGCUUGGUACAGUACCCGCCCGGAGCCCUGAACCCGGUCCCCAGAUCGCGUCUAAGUUCCAUCGUGAUGGCGCCGAGUGAGAGGAGGGAGCAGAGCACCAUUGAGAGUGCAGAUUCGAAGAAUGGUGGAAUCGACGAGAAGGAGAUAAAUAUUGGACGACAGAUUUCAUCUUCCACCAAUUCAGGAUUGGAAAUCACCGCGAUUGACGACGAGAAAGCGACGGCGCUGCAGACAGAAGGACAACCAGACGAAGCGAAGAAGGUUUCAACGAAAGGACAACAGACAGAGAGGAAAGAGAAGGAGAAUAGCCAUCCUGCGGGGUGGACUAUUAUGCGCCCAUUGCGCAUGCGAGCUAUGGGUGGUGGGAAGUCGAAAAAAGACGGAGGGGCCACGACAAAUGCGAAUGGGGAAGCUGUGAUGAGGAGUAGCAGCGAAGACGAUGCGGACGCGACGAAGGAUUUCAAGACUCUGGAGACAACGGGGACCGGUGGUUCGAGAGGACUGGGUGAGGUCGAGGUAAUGACGGAUAUGAGGAGUGACGAUGGUUUGCUCGAGGACGAGAACGAGAACGAGAGGUUUGGCGUUGCACCGACCCAGCGAGCGAACGCACACGAAGCUGCGGUGGAUGGUGUCAAUGAACGACAGGGUCAAGGGGAUACGACAGUGUAUAAGGUGUAUAAGAGGCGCUGGUUCGGGCUUGUGCAACUGGUUCUGCUGAAUAUCAUCGUGUCGUGGGAUGUGAGUAUUUCUCCGGCUCAUUGGUUUUUAUGCAACGAGAUAUUUUCGGAAUUGACAUUGACUCUUGUGGAAUAGUGGCUCUCCUUUUCAGCCUCUUCGAAGACGGCAUCCGAGUACUACGAUAUCAGCGAAUCUGCCAUCAACUGGCUCUCUACCGGCUUUCUCUUUGCAUUCGUUGUCGCCUCUCCCUUUACCAUCUACACCCUCCACCGUGGAGGCCCCAAACCUUCAAUUGUUACGGCUUCAGUGCUUAUAUUGCUGGGUAACUGGAUUCGAUAUGGUGCUACAAGAUCCGGAGAACAUGGAAACUUUGGAGGGUUGAUGUUUGGUCAGAUUUUGACCGGCAUUGCUCAACCCUUCGUGCUAUCUGCGCCAACGAGAUAUUCGGAUUUAUGGUUUACAAAUAGGGGAAGAGUUGCCGCUACGGCCGUUAUGAGUUUGGCAAAUCCAUUUGGAGGAGCUUUGGCGCAAUUAAUCAACCCGUUCUGGGCAACAAAACCUUCUGAAAUUCCGAAUCUGGUUUUGUACGUUGCCAUUAUCGUAAGUCUCACAUCUACUUUAUACAUAUCUCCAGCAACUAACCAGAAAACCAGUCAUCAAUAGCCUCAAUCCCUGCAUUCUUCAUCCCCUCCCACCCUCCAACACCAGUUUCCCAUUCGGGAACAGUUCCCAAGAACCCUUUGAUCCCCUCCCUCAAAAUCCUCUUCACCUCUCCAGAAUUCUACAUGAUCAUGAUCCCCUUCGUCUUCUACGUCGGCCUCUUUAACAGCAUUUCCUCCCUCCUAAACCAAAUGCUAGAACCAUACUCCUUCUCCGAAAGUGACGCUGGAAUUGCAGGCGCUCUUUUGAUCGUCGUCGGUCUCGUAACAUCCGCAAUUACUAGUCCUAUCAUCGAUAAGACAAAGAGCUUUUUAUUAGCCAUAAAACUCCAAGUUCCUAUCGUCGCCCUAGCCUAUUUGGCGUUUACAUUCGCGCCGCAAACGAGGACACUUGCUGCUCCAUACGCGAUCCUUUCAAUCCUAGGCGCUGCAUCGUUCUCGCUCGUCCCUGUGGUGUUAGAGUACAUCAUCGAAAUUACACAUCCUGUUUCGCCGGAAGUCACAUCCACGAUUCUCUGGACCGGUGGACAGUUACUCGGCGGCAUUUUCAUUGUUGUUAGUGAUGCCCUCAAAGCUCCAGGAGGAGAAAGGGAUGGGCCGGUGGAUGAUGGGACCACCCGACCCCCCGGGAAUCUGUAUAAAGCCCUUGUUUUUCAGUGUGUGAUGGGAGUUUUUGUUGUUCCUUUUCCGCUGGCGUUGGGGCUUUUUGGGAGAGGGAGUAAGAUCAAGAUGAGGAGAAUUGAGGCGGACCGGGAGAGAGAAAGGUUGGGGCUUGCUGGUGGGGGGAGGGAAGGAGGGAGUUUGGCUUAGGGUUGACUCGGCUUGAUUUUCCUUGGAUCUGGAUCUAGAUCUGGAUUUGGAUCGUCGGUUUUCUUGGAAAUUUUCGUCAAUUGGUACGGUACAUAAGGUUCCUGGGUUUAAUGUGGAGUUGAUGGUUGUUUUCUUUGGGAUAGACUUUGGGCCCUUGAAUGGAGGAGGGUUAGAUCCGAAUGUGGUCAUGUGUGAAGUGGAAUGUAUACAUUUUCUUUCUCGUACAUAGCUUGGCUGUAGAGAUUAUUUAUUUAGUACAGUAUAUACUUGUG
This is a messenger RNA of Hymenoscyphus albidus, 2652 nucleotides long. The record is from the annotation of a GenBank genome assembly. NCBI's taxonomy places the organism in Eukaryota, Fungi, Ascomycota, Leotiomycetes, Helotiales, Helotiaceae.